Molecule: messenger RNA, 1282 nt
Organism: Opisthocomus hoazin
Lineage: Eukaryota; Metazoa; Chordata; Aves; Opisthocomiformes; Opisthocomidae
Source: RefSeq, a predicted model, not a curated record
AUGACGAUUUUCAGGUAUAAAUUUGUCAAAAGCUGCUGGGUUUGUUUUGCUACCGAUGAGGAUGAUCGGACAGCAGAGUGGGUGAGACCUUGCAGGUGCAGGGGCUCUACGAAAUGGGUUCAUCAGACUUGUCUACAGCGCUGGGUGGAUGAAAAGCAAAGAGGAAACAGUACUGCUAGAGUUGCUUGUCCUCAGUGCAAUGCAGAAUAUUUAAUAGUAUUUCCAAAGUUAGGUCCAGUUGUUUACGUUUUGGAUCUUGCAGAUCGACUGAUCUCAAAGGCAUGUCCAUUUGCUGCAGCUGGAAUAAUGGUGGGCUCUAUAUACUGGACAGCUGUUACAUAUGGAGCUGUGACAGUGAUGCAGGUUGUGGGUCACAAAGAAGGUCUUGACGUCAUGGAGAGAGCUGAUCCUUUAUUUCUUUUGAUUGGACUUCCCACUAUCCCAGUCAUGCUAAUACUGGGCAAGAUGAUUCGUUGGGAGGACUAUGUGCUCAGACUGUGGCGCAAAUACUCUAAUAAGCUACAAAUUUUGAACAGCAUAUUUCCAGGCAUUGGAUGUCCCGUUCCUCGUAUCCCAGCAGAGGCCAACCCUUUGGCAGAUCAUGUCUCUGCUACACGUAUUCUAUGUGGAGCUCUAGUUUUCCCUACUAUCGCCACGAUAGUUGGCAAGCUGAUGUUCAGCAGUGUUAACUCAAAUUUGCAAAGGACGAUCUUGGGUGGAAUUGCUUUUGUUGCUAUAAAAGGAGCUUUUAAGGUUUACUUCAAACAGCAGCAAUAUUUGCGCCAAGCUCACCGCAAAAUUUUAAAUUAUCCUGAGCAAGAAGGAGCAUAAAGCUGUGAUCUCCAGAUGUCGCACGGUCUCACCUAACAGGUUUCCAUGUUGUAUUGGUUCCAUUGUUAUUGCACAGUAGUGGAGAAUUGUGAUAAGUUGCUGCUCCUAUUUUUUUUUUUUUUUCUUGAAAUAUAAUAAAGCACUGUCUUGUGGCAGGGUAAAUCCUUUCAGCAACAACUGAACCUAAGAAUGUGACUUGGCUUUCAUUAUUUUAGGGUAUUUCUGUUGGGCAACAGGCUUCUGAAUUAUUUUCUUUGAGCCAAUAUGCUCAACAGAAAAAAAAAAAAGCAUCAACUACAGAAUAAGACCAUUUUAAAUUGUGUAGUUAAUGUAGGCUAUAUUCAAAUGCCCUUUCUAUACAUGUUCUCACACCCAUGCUGUCAUCCAGUUCAGCAUUUCACACAAUGAAGGGAAUUUUUUUUAGAAAGGAAAUGUGCGUCAUUACCAAGGA